GAAAGAGAGAGAGGGACAGAGGGGACGCUCGGCCAAGACUCCAAAUCCAUAUAAGGUUGCGCUUGUUGUCUCCUCCUUCCUUCCCUCCUUCCCUAUUCCUACCCACUGUCCACGCAGAUAAAACCCUGCUCCUGUGUCCACGCAGAUAAGACCCUGCUCCUGCUAUCUACUACUGCCUCCUUGUUCCUCGCUCUGGUGAGUGUGCUGUGACUCCCGUACUAGGCUUGACUGUAUUGGUUGCGAAAGGCGUGCCAAGCAAAGCUGUUCCCACGACCAUCUCGCUCAUACCCAUCCCCUUACAUCACUUGUCACUUCCCACCCACCCAGACGAUCAAUCGCACACAUACCCACUAGCACUCAGAGUAUACUCGCCUAACUCACACAGCAACACACACAUAUCCCCCAUCACCACCACACAAACUCGCCAAAAAUGGAUCCCAUCGCAACCGACACUACCCCCCUCAUCCCCCAAUCGGACUCGCCCAUCUCCAAAACCACCUCCUCCGCUACCCUCGACCCCACCUCCAACACAACAACCCUCCCCCGCAAAUCAACCUCCACAACCACCUCCGAAAUUCACAAGCAGAAAUCAGCUUACAUCAAGUCCAUCAUCCACUCUCUCGUGCACUGGGAGAACCCGAUUGCUAGUGCGAUUGUGCUUGGUGGGAUUUUGGGUGGAAAUUAUCUCCUGGCCCACUAUUCGCCGAUUAGAGUGCUCGCACUGGUUUUUGGGACCGUUACGUUUGCUAAUUUGGUGUUUGUGAAUGGUUGGGUUUAUGGGGCUAGUCUUUUUGUCCAUGCUGAUAAGGAUGGGGGUGUUAGGAAGCCGCCUACUAUGUGGUUCCUGGACAACGCGAACCGUCAACCGUUGUCACACUCUCUCGUCCGUGACUGGUCCGACUUUAUCGUGGACACUGUCAACGUAGCCGUCAGUUCCCUCGCGUCGUUGGUCGCUGUUGAUGACAACAAGAAGUCUGCUGAGGCCCUCUUCGCAACCGGCCUCCUCUAUCUCCUCUCCUCCUACAUCUCCUCCACGACCCUCUUCAUCCUUUUCACCCUCUCCUCCUUCACCUUGCCCCUAAUCUACAAGCACAACAAGACCCUCAUCGAUACGCACGCCAACAACGUGCACGCCCAGGCCUCUGUGCACGUCAACCGCGCGACAUCUGUUGUCGGGACGUACUGGAACUCGGCGGCGGAGCAGACGAAGAGGAAGAUAGCCGAGGCGAGCAAGAAGGGGAAGGCGGCUGUCGGGAAGGCGGGGGAUGCGGCGAGGGGGGUUGGGAAGAAGGCCGAGUAGGGCGUUGCUAUGUUUGGAAUUGAUGCAUUUGUGGGAAGUGGGGAAACAUCGAAUGCCGGUGUCUCGCGUCGCCCCAACACACAAAAGUGCAUGUAGAUUCAUCCUCCAUCCUCUUGGGGUUUUGGGCUUGUAAGAGUGAGGGUUCACAUUCCCUCGCUUUUUUUGCUUUUUGGUGUCUUGCGGGACACCUCUCCCCCCCAUCGCUGUUUUCAUGUUUCUUGGUCUGUCAUAAGUUUUUGCGUCAUAUCAUGCGUUUGUCCACACAUUCUUUUUGUGAUGCUCUUUUCGUGAGUCGAAAUAUGACUUGAGACGUUUGAAGUUUA
Molecule: messenger RNA, 1623 nt
Organism: Fimicolochytrium jonesii
Lineage: Eukaryota; Fungi; Chytridiomycota; Chytridiomycetes; Spizellomycetales; Powellomycetaceae
Product: Reticulon-domain-containing protein
Exons: 3
Coding region: 431-1300 (289 amino acids)
Source: RefSeq, a predicted model, not a curated record